Encephalitozoon hellem ATCC 50504 is the source of this 804-nucleotide messenger RNA. RefSeq lists its product as uncharacterized. Lineage: Eukaryota; Fungi; Microsporidia; Unikaryonidae. Gene Ontology annotation, molecular function: DNA binding. The coding region runs from base 1 to 804 and encodes 267 amino acids. The transcript has a single exon. The record is from RefSeq and is a predicted model, not a curated record.
AUGAGGAACAAAUACAAGUCAUCGCAUAUAGAUUUCGACAGAGAAGAGCUGUAUGAAUCUGAGGAGGACAAAAGAGCAUUGCUAGAGAUGCCGGAAACAAAGCGGGAGGAGAUACUGUAUAAAAGGCAUGUUGAGCUCCAGAAAUUCAAGGAAAAAAAAGAGUUGGAGGAAAAGACGAUGGGACUGAAGACGAAUGCACCCCCAAUUUCCAAGGAGGACACCCACGAUGCAGACGACUUUCUAGAGUUUUCUCAGUGCAUAGUAAGCAGAGACAUGAUUGCAAGAAAUGUGUUCAAGCCGUUCUUUGACAAUUUUAUUGGACACUUCACAAGAGCUAGGAUCAAUGGGUUGUAUAUUGUUGUUAAGAUAGUUGGUAUAGGAAAGGGAGAUGUAUAUAGCCUUAGGAUUGAUAGAAAGGAGAUAAGAACAAACAGGUAUUUGGAGGUAUCUUCGGGAACUAGAACAUACAAGAACUUCAGAAUAGAAAACAUUAGCAACUCACCUCUACUCAGAGAGGAGUAUGAAGAUGUAUGGAGGUUCUUCAAGAUAGGCUCAAUAUCCAAGAUUAGAGAGGACUAUGAGAAGCUUGCAAAGAAUAUGAACAGGAGGCUCAGUGACGAAGAAAUAAGCAAGAUGGUAGCAUGCAAGGACGAGGUAUAUCCAAAGAGAAGAGGGAUUACUCACCUCAAGAUAGAGCUAAUCCAAAAGAGAGAUAGGGCGAUAGAGCUUAAAGACAAAAAGGCAGCGAUGGAGUACCAGAAGAAGAUCGAGGAGAUUGAGGACAAUGAGAGAGAAGAGGGGUAG